Molecule: messenger RNA, 1562 nt
Organism: Panonychus citri (citrus red mite)
Lineage: Eukaryota; Metazoa; Arthropoda; Arachnida; Trombidiformes; Tetranychidae
Product: polyadenylate-binding protein 2-like
Exons: 6
Coding region: 108-791 (227 amino acids)
Molecular function (GO): RNA binding
Source: RefSeq, a predicted model, not a curated record
GUUGAUGAGAAAAUUUUAUCUCCAUUUGAUUAAUUGGGUUUAGAAAAUUAUUCUCAUUUUCUAUUAAAAGAAAUCUAAAUUUAUUUCUUUUUUUUCAACUAAUUAUAAUGUCCGAAUCUAAACAGAAACUUAGUGAUUUAGUUAACAAAGAAAAUGGAGAUGGACAAUUAGGUAGUUUUAAUGAGACAAGUAAUGAAAUGCUAAUGGAUGGUGAACAUAAUUCAACAAUGUCUCAACAAUCCAAUGAUAAUCCAGAUGACCCGGAUUUGGAAGAGAUCAAAGCACGAGUUAGAGAAAUGGAGGAAGAGGCUGAAAAGUUGAAACAAAUGCAAGAUGAGGCUGAGAAACAAAUGAAUUUGAGUUCAUCAAGUACUGCAGGUUUAUCUCCAGAAGAGAAAAGAGAAGUCGAUGCCCGAUCCAUUUAUGUUGGUAAUGUUGAUUAUUCAGCUACUGCAGAUGACUUGGAGCGCCAUUUCCAUGGCUGUGGGUCAAUAAAUCGUGUUACCAUUUUAUGUGACAAAUUUAGUGGACAUCCUAAAGGCUUUGCUUAUAUAGAGUUUGCCGAAAAAGAUUCUGUCCAAACAGCAAUGGCCCUUGACGAUUCACUUUUCAAGGGAAGACAGAUUAAGGUUAAUCAAAAAAGGACCAACACUCCAGGACUUAGCGUAACUGCGAGACCUGCUCGAGGAGGAAUGAGAGCUUCUCGUAGAGGAUUUGCUGGUAGAGCUGCCUCGUGGGGAUUCAGACCUGCAAGAAGGCCGCGCCGAGGAUGGUAUUAUAGUCCUUACUAGACUAGAAAAUUUGUUAUAAUUCAAUUCAAAUUAAAACCCAUCGCCGCGACUUUGUCUCUUUUCUCACGCUUAUGUGCAUUUGACGCACACUACACAUAUAAACAAAACACAAUCGCAUCCACAGUAUGAUUUACCAGCAGCUACGCAGCAAAAAAAAAACACGUACCAUAAGAUCAGUUGGACAAUUAAAACAUCAAACUUACCGGAAACAAAAUUUACUACUACUUUGCGAAAACCAAAGUACCAAUCUAUCGGAAUUUACGCUAUUUAUAUUCCUUAUAUACAUAUAUCUCUAUCUCUUUUUCGCCACAACAAUUAACUCAACAAUUCAUCUUCUUUCUUCGAAACUCUGUAUUCCAAUCAUGUGAUUGGUUUAUUUUCAUUUCUUUUUCUUUUCUCAUCUGAAAAAAAACAACAAUCUUCCUAUUUCCACACUUCCCACCACCAAAAAUCUUUUGCCUGUCAAAUUUCUUAUUCCAAUCUCAUCCCUUUCUCCUCCUUCGUCUCCUAUACACCUUAAAACUUUCUCCUAGUAAAUCCAAACGCUAUUCAAAAUUUCAAUCCUCUUUAAACACCAAAAUUUGUCACAAUCAAUGUUGACUUAUCAAGAAAAAAACAAAAACAACAACAACAAAGACAAGAGAUUAACUAAAAACAGAUCGACUUUGAUAAACGAAACAGAAAAUUAAAAAAAGAAAAAAAAAUGAUAGCUGAAAAAAGACAUUUAAAAAAUCAAAGCUAAUAAAAAAGAAUAAAAAAAAAUCAAUACAA